GUCAGGCAGUAGAAGGGGCGUCUCUUUUGGGGUAUUUCUGUAAGAAACAGGAAGAGAAAGAUGACGGUUCAUAACUUGUACAUCUUUGAUCGUAACGGAAGCUGUUUGCACUAUGGGGAGUGGAACCGCAAGAAACAGGCCGGCAUCUCCAAGGAGGAGGAGUUUAAGCUGAUGUAUGGGAUGCUGUUCUCCAUUAGAUCCUUCUGCAGCAAGAUGUCUCCCCUGGAUAUGAAGGAUGGUUUCUUGACCUUUCAGACCAGCAAGUAUAAACUGCACUACUAUGAGACAGCUACUGGCAUCAAGAUCAUAAUGAACACAGACCUGGGAGUUCCCAACGCCAGAGAGAUACUGCACCAGAUAUACAGCACGCUGUAUGUAGAGUACAUAGUGAAGAAUCCUCUGUGUGUUCUUGGGGAGCAGCUGUCCUCUGACCUCUUCUCUACUAGACUGGACCUCUACAUCCGAGCCCUGCCGUUCUUCAGCCCCCGCGCUGCAUAACACACACACACACACACACACACACACACACACACACACACACACUGGGGGGUUGUCUGGGGGAAGUGAGGGGUGUAAUCAUGUAUUUAUUUGUUAGUAACAUGUCAGAAUGUUGGUUGUUGUCUUAAAUAGAACCAUUAAACCUGAACAACAUGA
Molecule: messenger RNA, 654 nt
Organism: Salvelinus namaycush (lake trout)
Lineage: Eukaryota; Metazoa; Chordata; Actinopteri; Salmoniformes; Salmonidae
Gene: trappc1
Product: trafficking protein particle complex 1
Exons: 5
Coding region: 61-498 (145 amino acids)
Biological process (GO): endoplasmic reticulum to Golgi vesicle-mediated transport
Cellular component (GO): TRAPP complex
Source: RefSeq, a predicted model, not a curated record